Zingiber officinale is the source of this 1085-nucleotide messenger RNA. Its product is annotated as very-long-chain 3-oxoacyl-CoA reductase-like protein At1g24470. Gene Ontology annotation, molecular function: ketoreductase activity. Gene Ontology annotation, cellular component: endoplasmic reticulum. Lineage: Eukaryota; Viridiplantae; Streptophyta; Magnoliopsida; Zingiberales; Zingiberaceae. The transcript is spliced from 3 exons. The record is from RefSeq and is a predicted model, not a curated record. The coding region runs from base 4 to 978 and encodes 324 amino acids.
GCCAUGGCUAUGGCUACGGAGCUCCUUCUCCUUCUCAAUUCCUUGCCCUGGUGGCUCCUCCUCCUCUCCUCCGUCGGAUUUCUUAUGCUCCUCCGGGCCGCCGCCGCCCUCCUCCGCCACCUGUACCGCACCCUCCUCCGCACCCCCAAGAACCUCAACUCCUACGGCGCCUGGGCCGUCGUCACCGGCGCGUCAGACGGCAUCGGGAAGGCCUUCGCCGCGGAGCUCGCCCGCCGCGGCCUCCACCUCCUUCUCGUCGGCCGCCACCCCGCCAAGCUGGCCGACGCGGCCUUCGACGUCGCCGCCGCCGCCGCCCACCCCGCCGUCAAGGUCGACUGCCUCGUCCUCGACCUCGCCGACGACGACCUCUCCGGCUUCGCGAGGCUCCAGUCCGCCGUCGACGCCCUCGACGUCGGCGUGCUGGUGAACUGCGCCGGCGCCACGCUCCCGCACGCCAUGUACUUCCACGAGGCCGACGAGGCGACCUGGCGCGGCAUCGUGCGCGUCAACGCCGAGGCGGCCACCAGGGUGGCGCGCGCCGUCGUCCCGGGGAUGCUGCGCCGGCGCAGGGGCGCCGUGGUCAACGUCGGCUCGGCCGCCUCCGUGGUGCUGCCGUCGUUUCCCUUCUCCGCCGUCUACGCCGCCACAAAAGCGUACAUUGGCCAGCUCUCGAGCAGCUUGCAGGUGGAGUACAGGAGCAUGGGCAUCGACGUGCAGUGCCAGAUUCCUUUCUAUGUGGCCACGAAGAUGGUGGACAUCCAGAAGCCAUCCACCUUCGUACCGUCGCCGGAGAGGUAUGCCAAGGCCGCAGUGGACUGCAUAGGCUACGAGACGAGGUGCAGUCCGUACUGGUCGCAUUCCCUUCAGUGGUGGCUCUUGGGGUUUAUCCCUCACUUCCUGCUCAAUAGAUGGCGACUCAUCCUUGGCGAAUUCAAAAGGAGCCAGGCCAUGGGGCACAAGUUAUAUUGUGCUAGCUAAUUGGUAUAUUGCUUUGUUGUCUCGAAAGAUUUAUGAUAUCUUUUACAGUUAUUGUUGCAAUAAUUAUAUUCAAAUUGUCGAUUGAAUGUGUUUAUUCUCAUCGACCA